Molecule: messenger RNA, 2230 nt
Organism: Papaver somniferum (opium poppy)
Lineage: Eukaryota; Viridiplantae; Streptophyta; Magnoliopsida; Ranunculales; Papaveraceae
Product: amino-acid permease BAT1 homolog
Exons: 7
Coding region: 485-2101 (538 amino acids)
Biological process (GO): transmembrane transport
Cellular component (GO): membrane
Molecular function (GO): transmembrane transporter activity
Source: RefSeq, a predicted model, not a curated record
UGGCUGGUUUUCAUGCUAGAUCCGAAAUAGGCUUUGAGCAAGUAAAAUUCCGCAGGUCAGUGUGUAUUCUGAUGUGAAAUAAAAUCAAGGUUGCCUAGUUGCCUUGAAGAUGUAAGGUCUUGUCGACGGACUCAAAUGACAAGAUCAAUGAAAGCAGCUCAAAGUCAAAUUGUGGGUACUCUCAAAAAUUAACAACAAUAUCAAAAUACUUUAAACAAUUAGAGACCGAGCUGUAAUUGGAUCUUCUGGGUUGAGUCUUUGACUAUCUAGACGAGAAAUGCUGAAUUUGGACUUGGCAAUUGAUUCUCCCUUGAAAAUCAGCUCACCUCUCUAUUCUUCUUCUCCUGCAUUCCCACCUGCAUAACUGAAUCUAAUAUUUCAAAGAUUCAGCUGUCUCUAGAGAGGGUGGCCGGAUCAAGUCGGAGCACCAGGGACUGGAGACAGUUAGUUAAGACGGGAGAGAAGAGAUAACAUCAUAUCAAAAAUGAUGAUGGAUUCAGGAGAGAAGCGUCUCAAUGAAUUGGGUUACAAGCAAGAACUCAGAAGAGAAAUGACGCUAUUCAAGACGCUGGCGAUAUCAUUUUCAACCAUGACGUUGUUCACCGGGAUAACACCUUUGUUCGGAUCCAGCCUUCAAUAUGCAGGACCGGCAAGUCUUGUCUGGGGUUGGGUGGUCGUCUCCUUCUUCACCUGGUUUGUUGGUAUUGCCAUGUCCGAAAUUUGCUCCUCUUUUCCGACAACUGGAUCUCUUUACUUCUGGGCAGCUCAUCUUGCUGGUCCAAAAUGGGGACCUUUCGCAUCAUGGUGUUGUGCUUGGCUUGAAACCAUUGGCCUUGUUGCUGGAAUUGGUACACAGGCUUUUGCAGGAUCACAGGUAUUGCAGAGUAUAAUUUUACUAAGUACUGGGACAAACAAAGACGGAGGAUACUUGACACCCAAAUGGCUAUUCUUGUGCAUGUACAUCGGAUUGACCAUAAUUUGGGCAGUCCUCAACACCUUCGCGCUAGAAGUUAUUGCGUACAUAGAUAUCAUUUCUAUCUGGUGGCAGGUUGUUGGCGGCACGGUAAUAGUAAUUAUGCUUCCUUUGGUGUCGUUAACAACACAAUCUGCUUCCUACGUAUUUACUCAUUUCGAGAAAGCUCCAGAAAUAACUGGGAUAACAAGCAGCGCAUACGCAGUUGUUCUAUCUCUGCUAGUGAGUCAGUACUCUCUUUAUGGGUAUGAUGCCGCUGCUCAUCUUACAGAAGAAACAAGAGGCGCUGACAAGAAUGGUCCUAUUGCAAUCCUUUCGAGUAUAGGGAUUAUUUCGGUUUUCGGAUGGGCUUACAUCUUAGCCCUCACAUUUAGCAUUCAGGAUCCAAAAUACUUAUAUGAUCCAAGCAAUGAGACUGCCGGAACAUUUGUGCCGGCACAGAUAUUAUAUGAUGCAUUCUAUGGAAGGUAUCAGAGUGGAACCGGAGCCAUAAUUCUGCUUUUCAUAAUCUGGGGUUCUUUCUUCUUUGGUGGACUGUCAAUCACUACCAGUGCAGCCAGGGUGGUAUAUGCACUAUCAAGAGAUGGAGGGGUUCCGUUUUCUUCCGUAUGGAGAAAAGUGCAUCCAACACGCAAAGUCCCCGCGAAUGCAGUUUGGUUAUGUGCAGCCAUUUGCAUUCUUCUCGGGCUUCCCAUUCUGAAAGUUAACGUGGUCUUCACUGCCAUAACUUCGAUAGCAACAAUCGGUUGGGUUGGAGGGUACGCGGUCCCGAUUUUCGCAAGGAUGGUGAUGAAAGAAGAGAACUUCAAGCCAGGACCGUUCUAUUUAGGAAAAGCAAGAAGACCAAUCUGCUUUGUAGCUUUCGUAUGGAUAUGCUAUACAUGUUCAGUUUUCCUACUUCCCACUCUUUAUCCUAUAAGCUGGGAUACCUUCAACUAUGCACCUGUUGCAGUGGGGAUAUUUUUGACGCUCAUUAUGCUUUGGUGGGUGCUGGAUGCAAGGAGAUGGUUCAAAGGACCUGUUAGGAACAUUGAUCAGGUUUCUGAUCACGAUGAUAUCGAUGUCCACCAGAAUGAUGCGAUCAAUGGUCAUGUUCGUAUGCGUAGUGGUGUUCAUAAUGGUUUGUAAAAAAAAAAAAAAAAAAAAAAACUGGGACUCAUAUAUAUACCCAGGUCAACGUGUUUGUCUACAUCGGUUGUUGUAAUUAAUAUUAUCAAACACUCGGAUCGAUCUUUAAGAAAACACUUUAAAAUCUGG